AUGAAGCCUCUCCCUGGUCCACAUGAGGAGGACAUAGAAACAAGGCGACCAGCUUCAGACAUCUGUGUGUUUGCCAGCAACUGUACGCUGCAUGGACUGGGCCAUGUCUUUGGACCAGGAGGCUUGACCCUGCGUAGGGGGCUGUGGGCAGGAGCAGUGCUGCUCUCUCUGACUGCCUUCCUCUAUCAAGUGGCAGAACGGAUUGAGUAUUACGGACAGUUUCACCAUGUGACCGUACUGGAUGAACAUGAGAGCCACCACCUUGUCUUCCCUGCUGUCACCCUGUGCAACCUCAACCCACUUCGACGUUCCCAAAUCACACCCAAUGACCUGCAUUGGGCCGGACCUGCCCUGCUGGGCCUUGAGCCUAGAGAGCAUGCUGACUAUCUGAAGGAAUUGGGCCAGCCCCCAGCACCCCCUGGCUUCAUGCCCAGUGCCACUUAUGACCUGUCUGAACUCUAUGCCAGGGCUGGCCAUACCAUGGAUGACAUGUUGCUGGACUGUCGCUACCGAGGACAGGCUUGUGGCCCAGACAACUUCACCAGGAUCUUCACCAGAAUGGGUCAGUGUUUCAUCUUUAAUUCAGGAAUGGAUGGAGCUGAGCUCCUCAGUACUCCUAAAGGAGGUGCUGGCAAUGGGCUGGAGAUAAUGUUGACAGUGCAGCAGGAUGAAUACCUGCCAGUGUGGAAGGAGUCAGAACAAACUCCAUAUGAGGCAGGGAUUCGAGUGCAGAUUCAUAGCCAAGAUGAGCUGCCCGCCAUUGACCAGCUUGGCUUUGGGGUUGCUCCAGGCUACCAGACCUUUGUGUCCUGCCAAAAGCAGCAACUGUUGUACCUGCCACAGCCCUGGGGUAACUGUAGUUCUAUGCUCCCGGACCCUGACUUCUACAUGGGUUCUCUUGAUCUAAGCCCAACCAAUCCCAGCCCAGGCCCUAGGUCAGCCUACAGCCUCUCAGGCUGUCGCCAGGUCUGUGAGACUCGAUUCUUGUCUCGGAAGUGUGGCUGCCGGAUGAUGUACAUGCCUGGCAGUGCCCCCAUAUGCAGCCCCCAACAGUACAAGGACUGUGCCAGAUCUGCCCUAGACAACAUGAUGAGGAAGGACGCCGCCUGCCUCUGCCCCAGCCCCUGUGCCAGCACUCGCUACGCAAAGGAGCUCUCCAUGGUCCGGAUUCCCAGCCGAGCUUCAGCCAACUACCUGGCGCAGAAAUUCAACCGAAGCAAGCAGUAUAUCGAGGAUAAUGUUCUGGUGCUAGACAUCUUCUUCGAGGCACUUAAUUAUGAGACUGUGGAACAGACGAAAGCCUAUGAAGUGGCCGAUCUGCUGGGUGAUAUUGGAGGCCAGAUGGGGCUAUUUAUUGGUGCCAGCCUUCUGACCAUUCUGGAGAUCUUAGACUAUCUCUUUGAGGUUUUCCAAGAUAGGGUUCUUGGCUACUUCCGAAAUAGGAGGAGGUCACAGAAGAGGCCCAGGGACAGCCUGCUCCAACGAGGAAUUGACAUCCACCGUAGCCCAGGAUCCCACCUCACUGCUAUCCCCAGGCCUUCCACUCCACCCUGUGCUGUCACCAGGACUGUUUCUACUUCACACCGGACCUGCUACCUGGUCACUCGCCUCUAG
This is a messenger RNA of Trichosurus vulpecula (common brushtail), 1614 nucleotides long. RefSeq names its product acid sensing ion channel subunit 3 (gene ASIC3). Gene Ontology annotation, biological process: sodium ion transmembrane transport. The transcript is spliced from 11 exons. The record is from RefSeq and is a predicted model, not a curated record. Gene Ontology annotation, cellular component: membrane. NCBI's taxonomy places the organism in Eukaryota, Metazoa, Chordata, Mammalia, Diprotodontia, Phalangeridae. Bases 1 to 1614 code for a protein of 537 amino acids.